AUAGAAUCUUUUCACUUGAAUUAAACCUUCCACUAUCGAUUGCUACCUGUCAAUCAGUAAAUAUAAUUCUCAAAUAUAUUUAAGUGUAUAAUCUAUGAAUAUAAUCGUGAUUUACAUAUUUUUUUCGAAUUUAAAAUAAAAUAUCUAUAAUUUUAAUUAAUUGAUAUCAUGGACACUAUUUCUCCAUUCUUCCGUUCACCGUUCACGGAUAUUACGGGUGGUAUGAUAGAUUUUCAGAUUUUGGGCCGUUGUGGGAAACAAGAAAUGGAUCUGAUGAACUGCAUCGAAGCUUAUGGCCUAGGUCGCGGUAUCAAGAAGUGUAAGGGCUACAUCGAUGACUAUGGAGAAUGUCGAACGCUUACAAAACAACUCAAACGUUUUUUGGCUAUACGCAAAGAACGGCAGAGGCAAAUAGCAUGCGGAAAGUUGACUGAUGAUAGGAAGUACGUAUCUCCUAGAGUCGACAGCUACUGAAAAAUAUGAAUUUAGAAUCUAUAGACACUAAAAAUCCAUUAAAUAGAAACACAAAA
Messenger RNA from Bombyx mori (domestic silkworm), 530 nucleotides. Its product is annotated as NADH dehydrogenase [ubiquinone] iron-sulfur protein 5. The transcript has 2 exons. Lineage: Eukaryota; Metazoa; Arthropoda; Insecta; Lepidoptera; Bombycidae. The record is from RefSeq and is a predicted model, not a curated record. The coding region runs from base 169 to 474 and encodes 101 amino acids.